AUGGGUCACCACUAUGAGCAUCCCCUCUUGUGGCUGGAUUGCGAGAUGACGGGCCUUGACCCUCUGAAAGACAGGAUCUUGGAGGUUGCGUGCAUUUUGACGGACGGUGAUUUGGGACACAUGCAGAAGGGGCCCAGCCUGGUGCUGCACUGCCCGAAGAAGGAACUUGAGGAGAUGGGAUCUUGGUGUCGCGAGCAUCACGGGAAAUCAGGACUGACACAAGCCUGCCUGCGGUCAUGUAUGACUGCGAGCGAUGCCGAGCAGCGCAUCAUAGCUUUCUUGAAACUGAACGGAGUAGGCGCUAAAGAAGCAGUUCUAGCUGGAAAUUCGGUUCAUAUGGAUAAGGAGUUCCUGCGGAGAGAGAUGCCAGAACUUAUUGAGUUUCUGCACUACAGAAUCUUGGAUAUUUCCAGCAUCAAAGUUGUCGCAAAAAGUUGGUUUCCCCGUGUAGCUCCGCCGAAGAAGCGGUACAUGCAUAGGGCGCUCGCCGACAUCCAGGAAAGCAUUGAGGAGCUUGCCUACUACCGUAAGCAAAUAUUUAGAGACCUGGAGGACAGCCUUACAUCCCGUGAUAACGCACCGUCAUAA
Eimeria maxima is the source of this 588-nucleotide messenger RNA. Its product is annotated as oligoribonuclease, putative. The transcript has a single exon. Gene Ontology annotation, cellular component: mitochondrion. The coding region runs from base 1 to 588 and encodes 195 amino acids. NCBI's taxonomy places the organism in Eukaryota, Apicomplexa, Conoidasida, Eucoccidiorida, Eimeriidae. Gene Ontology annotation, molecular function: nucleic acid binding; 3'-5'-RNA exonuclease activity. The record is from RefSeq and is a predicted model, not a curated record.